Callorhinchus milii (elephant shark) is the source of this 6230-nucleotide messenger RNA. RefSeq names its product muscleblind-like splicing regulator 1 (gene mbnl1). NCBI's taxonomy places the organism in Eukaryota, Metazoa, Chordata, Chondrichthyes, Chimaeriformes, Callorhinchidae. Gene Ontology annotation, molecular function: metal ion binding. The coding region runs from base 1100 to 2395 and encodes 431 amino acids. The transcript has 14 exons. The record is from RefSeq and is a predicted model, not a curated record.
ACCCAGUGCUUCCUGGUAGGGCUUCGCAGCUCGUGGGGGAGGGACUGGGCGCACGCAGAUAAGUGUCUGCGAGACUUCUGUUCCUCAGCCCCUUGCACUGCGGAACCCAGCACGCUGUAGCUGCCGUCAUGCUCCCCUAAAUAACAAGGCCCCUCCGUCCAGGGCAGCUUCAUCUCCUCCACCCACUUGAAGCCAUGAGUCCCACCGUGCCUCCGGCAAUCAGUCCUGUGACUGAGUGCGUCUAAAAGAAAUGUAAGAGGUUAUGGCUGUCAUCUUGAAGAAAUUCACAUCAACACUUUAAGGUUGGUACUGAAAAGUGCCUUUCCUGACGUCCCUGCUGCUUGGAACCGCUUCUAGGGCAGACUGUGCUUUUGCCUUGCUUGCUGCCAAUUAAACAGAGACAACAGCACCUCAGCCCUCAGUCUCCAGUGCACUCGCCUCCCCUUCCCUCCCACCUCUCCCCACCCUGUUCCCACCUAGACCCAAAAGAGGGGAAAAAACAGUUUGCAGUGCAUCAGCCUGGCAUUGCCCUCUGCUGCUCUACUGUAACAAUAUAUAUCUAAAUAUAUAUAUAAGAACAGAAAACUUUCGCUGCAGAAUAAAACUAACUUCUGGCUGAAAAUCAAGGUUCUUUCAGUUGCCACUGCACACUGGCGAUUUUACAAUUCAAAUAACUUUACUGAAAGUUCAGUGCAAGCGAAGCGAUCACCAGCUUUACAGACGCGCUCCAAAUUGGCACUUCGGAUGGUUGACUGAGGACCCACAGCUAACCUGCGCCAGACCUGACAGAUUGGCAUCCAGCACCUUGCUGUUAAUAGCACUGUUAUUUGUUUUUAAAAAAAAGCCUUUUGAAACGACAAUCUUAAUGACAUGAGUUUUUUCUGAGAAGGAAAUCCUCUAUUUCUAUCAAAAGCCUUCUGUAAACUUUUUUUUAAAAAAAGUUUUUUUUAAAAAAAACUGCACGCACUCAUAGAGAACGGGAGACUUUGAAAGUAUUUUUAAAAAGGGUUUUGUUUUUAAUCGACGUUGACGCACCACCGCAGUCUGCCUGUUUUAUCUGCACCCUUCGGGAAUCCCGCCCUACCUGUAACUCUCAAACAUGGCUGUUAACGUGACACAGAUCCGAGACACGAAAUGGCUGACGCUGGAAGUGUGCAGAGAAUUUCAAAGAGGGACAUGCUCACGACCAGACACUGAAUGUAAAUUUGCACAUCCAUCCAAAAGCUGCCAAGUUGAGAAUGGAAGAGUCAUUGCCUGCUUUGAUUCACUGAAAGGCCGUUGCUCCAGAGAGAACUGCAAGUAUCUCCAUCCUCCUCCUCACUUGAAAACACAGCUUGAGAUAAAUGGACGGAAUAACCUGAUACAGCAGAAAAACAUGGCCAUGCUAGCCCAACAGAUGCAGCUAGCCAAUGCCAUGAUGCCUGGCACUCCACUGCAGCCCGUGGUGAGCAUGGCGGAUGUUGGACAGCGUGGGUGGUGGUUUAACGAGCCAAUGUUUUCUGUCACGCCAGGUCUGGCAGCUAAUCCAACCGCAGCCUUCAAUCCGUACUUGGGUCCUGUGUCCCCAAGCUUGGUCCAAACUGAAAUCCUACCUAGUGCACCAAUGCUAGUCACAGGGAACCAUGCCAUGCAAGUGCCCACCGCUACUGCACAGAAGUUAAUGCGAACAGAUCGCUUGGAGGUCUGCAGGGAGUUCCAGCGCGGAAACUGCACCCGAGGUGAGAACGAUUGUCGCUUUGCCCACCCGGCCGACAUCGCGAUGGUGGACACCAACGACAACACGGUGACCGUCUGCAUGGAUUACAUCAAGGGCCGGUGCUCCCGGGAAAAGUGCAAGUACUUUCACCCCCCCGCCCACCUGCAGGCCAAGAUCAAGGCAGCCCAGCACCAAGUCAACCAAGCCGCUGCCGCCCAGGCUGCUGCCACUGCUGCCGCCAUGACUCAGUCGGCUGUCAAAUCACUGAAGCGACCCCUCGAGGCAACCUUUGACCUGGGGCUACCUCCAGGCAUACUCCCUCCGCUACCAAAGAGACCUGCUCUAGAAAAAGCCAAUGGUGCCACCACAGUCUUUAACGCUGGUGUUUUCCAAUAUCAACAAGCCCUAGCAAGCAUGCAGCUGCAGCAACAAACAGCCUUCAUCCCUCCAGGCUCAAUAUUGUGCAUGACACCAGCUACAAGUGUUGAAGCGCUUCACUGGCUUGAAGCAAGUUGCUGGUUAGGACAAAAGCGGGAGUUGAAUUUGACAGUACCCAUGAUGCACGGAGCCACACCUGCCACUGUGUCCGCAGCAGCCACAUCAACCAGUGUGCCCUUCGCCGCCUCCGCCACAGCCAACCAGAUGCCCAUAAUAUCUUUAGAUCAUCUGACUAGCCACAAGUAUGUUACUCAAAUGUAGGACGUUCCUUGAUGAAAGAAUCAGCAUGAAGAGAUGGCAGUACGCUGGAGCUCCUUCCAGGGCAAGAGUGAGCAGCCAUUCUGUAAAUACCACCAUCCGAUUCCCAAUCCCACAACAGUGAAACCUUCUACAUUUUGCAUGCUUACGAAAUGGGAGAAUGGUUCAUCAGGAACAAAAUGUCCAAUUGGAAAAAUCCAAAUGCCGCAAACUGAGACUUCCACCCAGCCUUGAGUGUUUCACCAGCAGCAGAGCUGGGAGAAGGUCUCAAUCAACAUCCAGCGUCAUUCGCCUUUUCUCGUACUGAAUUAUGCAUCAAAUCCGAGAUAUGCAUAACGUAGCCUAUUUCUUACAUACAGUAUGUCUUGUCUCUUGGAUGGAAAGGUAAACAACGAUGUACACUUUAAUAUAUAGUAUGUAUAGGUACCUCCUAGACCAAGCCCAUCAUUUUCGAUGUUAGGAAUUAAAUGUUUUAUUUCAAGUUUACAAAAUGGAAAACUGAAAAAAAAAACAAAAAAAAAAAACGGUGCACCUUGUAUUUAAAAAAUACUAUUUUGCCAUUAGUGUCAACUUGAUUGUGCAUGCACAGUGUUCUGUGUUAAGGGUUAUAUUCUAAUAAGAUUGUGAGAAGGAUUUAAAGAGGCAAUGGACAGAGAUGAAUGUGCUGAGCAAACAACCCGCAACGGUGUCUGACCUUUGUUUUAAAGCACACCAUAGCUUUAAAUGACGUGUUGUAAGGGGUACACAUUAAGUGCCAUAGACUGUGCAUUUAACUCACAGAGUAUUAUUACUGCAGUGUUAACACAUUUACCGAAUAGCCACAUUUUGCUCCUGCUAAUGCUCCGUCAUUAACCUUUUCCAUGCCAAAGUUCUCUCUGAAAAUGGCACCUUUGCUUCCCAAUAACAGAAAUGAAACUUUGGGAGCCUUGAGGAUGAACUUGUUUGUUGUUCUGCUCUAUACAAUCGUUAUCUGUUAAUGCCCAGCGAGGGAUAUUAAUCAUAUUUAAGACGUGCCAUCUUGACUUUGCCAGCGUUGGCAAGUGUUAGUAACAGACCCCUUCACCAAAUGCUUCAGAGGAAUCAUGCUGUGGCAUGGGGGGGAUUGUUAGCUACAAACUAAGAGUCAAACCACUUCAGCCCCGAAGGUGCCAUUUUGCAGAGACCUAAGAUUCAACCAUUUGUGCAGUUUAAUUUGCUCCGAUUUGUUCCUCUGUCACAAGUCGAUUCGACUAUAAACGUUUCUGCGGCGGUGGAUCCUGCCUUUGUUCGAUCAAAGUCACACACCUAUAUUCUCUCCCACGCGCGCACGCACACGCACGUAAAAAAAAACCAAAUGCACCCACGCGAGAGUGACUCUAAAUUAGAAAAUCGCAAAGGAGGAAAGAAGCACUGUUAUAAGGAUGCAUGAUAAACCAAAACAGGAAUUAAAUGAAGAUGUUUAUUAAAAUUAGCAACGGGGUGGGAUAUGUUUUUGGGUGGAUUUUAUAUGUGAUUUUUUUCAGAGUAACUGCAUUUAAGCCUUAUAUAAAAAAAACACACAGGUAAAAUUAUACUGUGUAUUUUAAUGGUUCAUCCAAAAGAAAUCUCUUUUUCCUCCCCCCCCCCUCCCCCCACCCCCCUUUCAGAUCUUUUGCAGCUUGUUAAGGUGAUAGCUUCGCUCUGCUCCGCUCAGCCUGUUCUAUGCUGUAGCGGGGCCAGGUGUGUUAGUGAGACAGAAACCGGAGAAGUGAAAGUUCAAUUCCUGAAUUUUCCAUACUUCCGAGCUGAACGCAGGGUUAUAAGUAGAUAAAGUCAGGAGAUGCGCUUGAUAGUUUAAGAUGGUCGCAUUGAUUUUUAUUGAUUGUACUAUACAUCUAUUAAAGCCUUAGAUUAUAUUACGGGUUGGAACCCAUUUUAAAUGUUAUUUCAAUCCUGUUUAAGGACAUCUAGGUGUAGACUCUAUUGUUAAUGUAGCCCUUUUAUCCUCCUUUCCUUCUUUCAAUUUGUAGUUUCUUACAUAUAUAAAAAAAAUAGAUUUUGUUUUCAUUUUUUUUCUAUUAUGUUUCAAUGUUGGAUACAGUUUUAAUAUUUUUUUUAGUUGAUAGAAUAUUUUUGUUUAUUAGGAUUUAACAGAUUAAAAAGUGUCUAAAGUUUUAUAGCUUUUUUUCUCCUCCAUAAUUUACUCAUAGUGUUGAAUUUACAUGUAAGUGUCAUUUAAUUCUUAAACAGCUAAAGAAUGAUUUAUAUUUUACCGACUUACACUUAAAUGUAAGCAUGUCCGUCAUUGUUUCCCUCCUGUAGGUUGCAUUUAGAGAACAAAUGAUAUUUUGUACGGAUAACUUACAAUGAUGCACUCAUUGGGAAGUUAAGUUGUUGCUAUGGCAACAAUCCUGGCAGACAAUAACGUAAUAUUUUAAUGAUUUAUUUUCUUUGUAAUUAAGUCAAGAUGGAAAUCUCUAGGUUCCUAGAAAUUAGAAUUGAAGUUAUUUUCUACUGUAAUCAUUCAGGUUGUAAGAUAUUGUUUCAGUAUUUUUUAAAAUCCCUAAUCUGGUUCGUCAGACGUUUCUUGAGACAGAAGCUGCAUAAUCGAUAGAUUGAGGGAUUUUUCUUUUUUUAAAAAAAAUGUCAUGAAUUCAAAUAUUAAUCGAAAGCUUACUUUUUAAGGAAAAAAAGUCAAGAAUGAAUCUGAUUGUGUGCAAAAAAAACUCUUCAGAGGUUGAUUAUGCAGCAAUUAGAGAAAGCGAGGGAUGGGAAGCCUGGAAGGUGGUUGACUCUUUGCACUUCUGUACAUAGUCAAACAAAGAAAACCUGUAAAAUAGUAAGAUCUUAUUUUGAAUAAAAAAAAUGUCUAUAAUAACGAGGAAUUUUGUUAAGGUAAUUAAAAACGACAGGCUGAACAAAAAAAACUUUAAAAAACUUGCAAAAAAAAAAGAGGGCAGCGAGAGUGACACUCUGAACCGCCCCCGAAAAAGGCAAAAUAAUGCUUUGCUUCAUGUGGCAGUUUGUAGUUUGCCAGGAUUAUUUUCAGCUAAGAGUGAUAAGAUAUCCUUUCAAGAUCUCACGACUGAUAACUAACUCCCCACAGGGUUUGAAACAAAGCUCCAAAUCAUUUUACAGAACAGGUUCAUCAGCUGUUAACAGGUUAAUGUUCACUAGCAAAAUAUCUCCACGUCACUUAAGAGAGAUAUAUAUAUAUAACAAAUAUAUAUAUUUAAGAAAGUGAAAGACAUCUUCACAUCAAUGAAUAUAUAUACAAUAUACAAAAUAUAUAUGUAUAAAAAAAGAGAGAAAUUUAUCUAAAAAAAAUUAUCUACUGCAUGUCUAGAGGUUUUCAAACAACAGCAAGGAAAGGAAGGUAAAAUUAGACGUCUUAUAUACUGAUCAAUCGGUUCUGUAAACUGAAUUUGGUCAUUCGCUUAUCCAGGGAAAGCGAGGAAUGGUUCGUACAACUGAAACAAAACAAAAUGACUCGUCACUUUCAUUUCAACUUUGGAAGAAAUGUCUGUUUUAAUUUUUUUUGAUAAAUAAACCAAAAACACACACACACACAGAGUCAGGCACAAAAAUAAUAAUAAAGCCUCACUGAGCUCAAUGCUCUUGCAGUUGCUGGUCCUUUUCGCAGUUGAGAGUCGAUUUUUAGAUAAUGAAAAUACCCCCUCCCUCCCCGACCCACCUUCCCCCCUAGCCAAAAAGCUCUUAAACAACAACAACUUGCAUUUAUAUAGUGCCCUCGAUGGCAUCUCGGAGCGCUUAAAACAAACGCACUUAAAAAAGUCAAAUGCAUAUUUUUCCUCCUUCCCUCCCCCACCAAACCAGAGAGAAGACAAGUUUCAUUUUAUGAAGAAAUAAAUAUUUUUAA